UCUAUUUGGUCAUGUUUUAAAUUUGAUAUUGCUCAUAAAUUCUGAGAAAAUGUAUACACAAUAGAUUAAUCACAGUUUCUGAUUCAAAGAAGUUGAAAUUUAUACUAAUGGCAGCCCCUUCCAUCAAAAGUGACUUAAAAGAACCCAGUUUGCAAUUCCGAAAUGAAACAAGUAGACUUACACAAAAUGAAGCUAAAACUCAAGCUCAAGGUUCAUUUUCUGGUAAAGAUGUACCCAUGGCAGUCUCUUUGUCUGAGUCUCCACCUUCAGCUAGUCCACAAAUUCUAAAUUCUGGUAAAGCAAUACUGAGAAGUAAUGGUAGUGAUAAACUCUCUGUAAAAUCAUUUAAAAGCAAUCAAAAAUCUCCAAGAAGUUUAAGUUAUAAAUCAGAAAAUACGGAAGAUAUGCUUAAAAAUAUAGUUAUCAAUCUCGAACCGCAGGGAAAAGAAAUUAGUGAUCAUGUGGAUGAGUUAAAGGAAUCGGUCAGGGCACUUUCAAAGAACAUUGAUUGUCCUCAGUCACCUGUAUUAGGCACUAAUGUCGAUAAAAUAGCUGCUAUGGGAGAGAUUCUAACAAAAGAAGCCAAUGCUUUAAGACAGUCAAUAAAAAGUUUAUCAGAAGAUAUCGCUAGAACUAAACAGGAUUUAUGUAUAGAAAAGGAAGAUGUUAAUUUUCCAUACCAUUUAUUUCUGAUUGAGAUAGUUAUAAACAAGAUCCAAAUGAAAUGUGAGUGUUUCGAUAUAGACUACAAUAAUCUCGUAAUUACAGCAAGCUUUUUGGGCAAACAACCAAUAACGUUGUACGAUGCAUCAUAUGGAAAAAUAGAUGAUUUUAACAAAAUGAAUGCCGGGAAAUCAACAUUAUUUGCAAUGACUUAUGAUAAGAUAUGUAGUAUAAAAGAGUUUGAAAUAAUGUUGCAAUUAACGAAACAGCCACCGUGCUCAAAUUGCGUAACUAAUAUAGGUGAAACACACAUGGACUUCACAGGCGAAUUUAAUUCGCUUCGAGAGGAAUUAUGUAAGAAAUGGACAGAAGAACAACCAAACGAUAACAUAUUGUGUACCACAUCAACACCACUGACCAAAAAUUUAUAUUAUUUAUCUUGUGGUAAUGAAAACAAUGUAGAAUCCAUAGGUGUAAUUGAAGUAACAGUUAGAAUAUCGUUUCUUGGUAAAGAAAUUACAACGGCUUUCUGUUCCCCAAAACCACAUGGCGCCUCAUUCCUAUUAAAAGAAGAUAAUGGCAUGACAAUGUACUCUUGUCACAAGGUAGAAAUGGACGAUCAUGGGAAAAUACUAUUGGAUGAAGAUGUACUAACAAAAAAAAGGUCUCCUUAUCGCCUUACUAAGAGAAGCGAAAGCCCAAUAUCUCAAUUAUCUAGCAUGUCUUUUAAGCGCUAUAUAGAUCCUCCUUGCAUGAUGUAUACUAGUCAUCCAGCUGGUCUCGGCGAAUUCCGGAUUCGUGACUUGAAUGAUGAAAUCAACAAGUUAAUGCGAGAAAAAAGACAUUGGGAAGUCCAGAUUAAAGCACUCGGCGGACCAGAUCACGCCCGAGUCGGUCCAAAAAUGCUGGAUCAAGAUGGAAAAGAAGUUCCUGGGAAUAGGGGUUACAAAUACUUUGGAGCCGCCAAAGAUUUACCAGGUGUCAGAGAACUAUUUGAACAAGAACCACCCCCGCCUCCACGACGUACAAGAGCUGAUCUCAUGAGAGAUGUGGACGCAGAUUAUUACGGCUAUAGAGAUGACGAUGACGGUCUACUGCUGCCAUUAGAACAAGAAGCUGAGAAAGAAGCUAUAGCCAGAGCUGUGCAGGAAUGGAAAACAAAUAAGGAACAAAAUAAAGAGCAAGACUUACCAGAAGAAGAAAAUAUUUAUCCUGAAGACCCGGAUGAUAAGAGGAUAGACGAUGAUGAAGAACCAAGCAAAACCACAUCGCAUGUAGCAGUACCAUCGCAGAAAGACAUAGAAGAAGCUCUGCUGAGGCGAAAGAAACAGGAAUUACUAGAACGUUACGGAUGUUUAGAUGUUAAAUUAGAAGAUAGCUGACAUACAAAUAAAAAAUAGUAUAUAAAUAUAUAUUUUCAUUUAUUUCGCUAAACAUACAGUGAUUACUUUAUUUGAACACAUAAUUUGAUAUAUAGUCCGAAUUACCAUUAACAUUUACUUCAAAUUGUAUAACCAAUUAAAUAAGAAAUUAAUAUAUAUAAUCUAUUUACUAAGAAAAAGGUAAUAAAAGAGUAUAUUGCUCAUCUUAUUUGGAAAUCAAACAUCGAUUGUUGUCUAUUUAUUUCGCCAAAAGGUAUAUAGUUUUGAUCAAAUCAAACUUCUUCAAUACUCUUUUUGUUACUUUGUUGGAACUUUUAAAAUAGAUUACAAUCGCAAUAACGAAAUAUUUAGUUACUUCAACGAAAUCAAUUUUUGUAAGGUGUUUUCUUAUAAGGAUUUUGUUAUUUGUAAUUUGAACCCUGAUUCCACUGUUUAGGGAAUAUUAAGUUAAAACAAAGUUAUUAUUUCUCAUCAAUUUAUUUUUUAAUAUUUUUAUUGAUAUUUUCAUCUAAGCAAAAUAUACACAUUAGUGAAGUAUUGAAUGUAAGUACUUCGGGCACAAAUAACAUUACUGGACUUAUAUGCUGAACGAUACAGAUGUAAAAAAAAUAUACAAUUAAAUAUUCAUAUGAAAUCAUUGCACAAAAAAUAGGUACUAGUUAUAUUUAUUUUGCAAUGCGUAUAUUCGAUAAAACUAGCAUAAAAAAUAAAACCAUAUGCAUGUAAAUCUAAUUAAAUUAGGAAUGUACAAACUUAAAUAUUAAUAUUCCAUACAAGUCAAUAUGAAUAGAAAUUUUAUACAACCAGUACUAUGUGAACAUCUAUUUAUCUAAGCUGCACUCUAUUAUAACAAUUAUGGUCUAUAAGACUAAAUCAUUGAAACCUCACCAUUACAGAAAUAAUCAAUAUUUUGGAGACAUAAAUAUCAUAUACACAUGUUCAAUAAGAAAACAAAAUUAUUUUCUUCGUACAACUUGUUUCUUCAAGUAAUAUGUAAUAAGUAGUAAAAUUCAAAGAAUCUAUUUUUCUCACUGCAGCUUAAGAAUGUAAUAAUAAUAUGUAUAUACGCAAGCAUGUGCUACGCAAAUAAUCUUCAUAAUAUAAACAUGUAAUCGUGUGUCUUUAGUGAUUUAAGCACGAGAUUUCAAUAUAUUGCAUAUACUACGACAUAUUAUACAAACUCAAUUAGUAAAUAUAAUUAGAAAAGCACAGCAUUUUUUUUUUAAAUAUGUAACUGAAAUCGCUUAUAUCCGUCGGCCCAUUUGAUGGGGAGGGGAAACAGUCGCCUAUACACACGUGUUGCCAUUCCACAGGACUCAAUUGUCAUGCCACUACACCCUGCGAUUUCUUGCCAGUUCUUCUCAAUUUAGGAAGUUAAUAAAUUGUAAAAUAAACUGACGUACAUUAGUCGCUCAAAAUAUAGUAUAUGAUGAAUAAAUGCUUAUUACUCUUUAUACAUGAAUAUAUCUAUAUUUUUAAUAGUAAUUUCGUGUAACAUGUGUAAUUGCCUUUACGUACGGUAGUCGUGAAUUUAUGCAAACUAUAAUACACGAAAUGUAAUGAAUGAAUUUAAUUCUAUUCACUAAACAUUAUCUAACAAACGUUUACAAUAUUUCUUAAUUAUUAUGCACCUCUUUCUAAUAAUACUUUAUAAUGUAAAAUCAAAAGACA
Molecule: messenger RNA, 3716 nt
Organism: Achroia grisella
Lineage: Eukaryota; Metazoa; Arthropoda; Insecta; Lepidoptera; Pyralidae
Product: pre-mRNA-splicing factor ISY1 homolog
Exons: 5
Coding region: 108-2045 (645 amino acids)
Biological process (GO): mRNA 3'-splice site recognition; generation of catalytic spliceosome for second transesterification step
Cellular component (GO): post-spliceosomal complex; catalytic step 2 spliceosome; Prp19 complex
Source: RefSeq, a predicted model, not a curated record